AGGAAGUAUGACGGAAGUGGCCUGGUCCUGCCGGAAGUGAGGCAGCAAGUGUGACAGAUUCAGCGGUCCCCCUGUUGCUGAUCACGUGUGUAGAAGAGAUUGACCCUGGAGAGGUAAGACAAGGUCCUGAUAUUUCUUUGGUGGUCUGGUUAUCGUCAGUCAGCACAGAUGUUUCGCAAAGCAGCAGUGCAGGUGUUACGACACUCUGCAAGAUUUCAGUCCACGGAUGCGGGUAUCUUGGAAAGGUCCCUGAACAAGGUGCAGAUUCUGGGCCGUGUCGGCCAGGACCCAGUGAUGAGGCAGGGUGAGAGCAAGAACCCCGUCACUAUAUUCUCAGUGGCUACUAAUGAGAUGUGGCGGACAGGUGAAGCCGAGUUGUACAAUACAGGUGGAGGAGACAUCAACCAGAAGACAACUUGGCACCGGAUAUCUGUCUUUCGGCCUGGCCUUCGCGAUGUAGCCUAUCAGUACAUCAAGAAAGGGGCUCGGGUGUUCGUGGAAGGAAAGAUCGAUUAUGGAGAAUACACAGACAAGAACAAUGUGCGCAGACAGGCCACCACCAUCAUAGCAGAUAACAUCAUAUUUCUGAGUGAUACGCGAGAGAAGCCAUGAUGUGUACCUUUGACCCUCUGCCCGCCCCCGUUUGUUGAUCUCUGGUCUUAGCAAAGUGUAUUUCAAUUUAAUGUUAUCUUUGUACUUUCUUCAGGAGAAUAAAACUUAUUUUCUAAGAAA
This is a messenger RNA of Rana temporaria (common frog), 732 nucleotides long. RefSeq names its product single stranded DNA binding protein 1 (gene SSBP1). Lineage: Eukaryota; Metazoa; Chordata; Amphibia; Anura; Ranidae. Bases 169 to 612 code for a protein of 147 amino acids. Gene Ontology annotation, cellular component: mitochondrial nucleoid. Gene Ontology annotation, molecular function: single-stranded DNA binding. The record is from RefSeq and is a predicted model, not a curated record. Gene Ontology annotation, biological process: mitochondrial DNA replication; positive regulation of helicase activity. The transcript has 7 exons.